Messenger RNA from Dermatophagoides pteronyssinus (European house dust mite), 570 nucleotides. Its product is annotated as guanylate-binding protein 5-like. NCBI's taxonomy places the organism in Eukaryota, Metazoa, Arthropoda, Arachnida, Sarcoptiformes, Pyroglyphidae. The record is from RefSeq and is a predicted model, not a curated record.
CCUCCGGUGGCAGUCGUCACGAGCGUAGGCUCGAUUCACAGCGGCAAAAGCUUUCUGAUGAACCAACUGGCGAACUCCAUCGUUGAGCUCAGUGCAAACUCCGACGAAGCGCAGCUUGCGCUUCCGCGGGAAGACGAGUUUUCCGUCGGCUCCGGCACCGAAGCGGAGACAGAGGGCAUUUGGACGCUCCCGCGAGUGCUCCGUCGCGGGAACAUUAGCUUGCUGCUGCUCGACACUGAGGGCUUGUUCAGCCGCAUCGGUUCCGAGAUGAACGACGCGAAGGUUUUCUCGAUCGCGGCGCUGAUGUCUUCCGAAUUCAUCUACAACACGGUCAAGUUCAUCGACAGCAAGCAGAUAGAGGCGCUCGAAACGCUUAUGCGCCGAGCAAGCCUCUUCGGCUUGCGCUCCUAUUCGCGUCGCAACGCGCACAGCGAAGGUCGCAAAAUCGAGAACCUGGCGAAUUUCAUCAACAUGCUCACGCCGUCGCACCUCUCGUGGAUCAUUCGAGACUUCGUCCAGGACCUGCACGAGAAGACGCCGCAGGAGUGGGAUUCCGGCAAUUUGAACUAA